AUGUUUGUUGGAUUCAACAACAAGUUGCAAAAUGUUGUUUUUGGUCAGGCAUUGUUGAGGGACGAAAGAGCAGAUACCUUUGAGUGGUUGGUCAAGCAAUUUAGAGCUUGUAUGGGGGGCAAGGAUCCUAUUGUUAUCUUCACAGAUCAAGAUUCUUCAAUUGAGAAGGCAAUAAAUUUGGUAUUUGAAAAGAUACCGAUUGAAUUUGAGCAAGCCUGGGCUGCAAUGCUUGACAAAUAUGAAGUUCAUGAGUCCAAAGUGCUGAUGAAGUUGUACGACGAAAGGAACAUGUGGGUGGGUGCUUAUUUCAAAGAGAUAUUCUACGGGACAAUGACUUCGACACAAAGAAGUGAGAGUGUCAAUUCUACCGUCAAUCAUGGUUAUUGUGACAAUUCAACGGCAAUACAUGAGUUUGCGAAGUCAUUCUUGGAACUUUUGGCGCAUAAUAAGGAGAAAGAGGCAGAAGAGGAGUUCAAUUCGCAGGCCCCGAUUAUUGCCUCGACAUUUUAUGGCUACGACAAUCAGCUUAGCAGAGUGUACACCAGAGCUGUGUACAAGGUGUUCGUGAGUAGACUCAAAUCAAGCACUGCUUUCCGUGUGCGUCCAGACCCGGACAAGGCUGGUUACUACCUGGUGAAGCACACAAGGCCCCCAACUGAUUUCCCUUGGUUAUGUCAUGAAUUUUGGGUGAAAGCUGUAGUGAAUGAGGAAAUUCCUGAGGAAUCAGAAUUUAAUUGCGAGUGCAUGAGAAUUGAGCACACGGAAAAAUGUUUAUCCGCUUUACUGAAUUACUGA
This is a messenger RNA of Panicum virgatum (switchgrass), 795 nucleotides long. RefSeq names its product protein FAR1-RELATED SEQUENCE 5-like. The coding region runs from base 1 to 795 and encodes 264 amino acids. The transcript has 5 exons. Gene Ontology annotation, biological process: regulation of DNA-templated transcription. Lineage: Eukaryota; Viridiplantae; Streptophyta; Magnoliopsida; Poales; Poaceae. The record is from RefSeq and is a predicted model, not a curated record.